This is a messenger RNA of Benincasa hispida (wax gourd), 1308 nucleotides long. The record is from RefSeq and is a predicted model, not a curated record. NCBI's taxonomy places the organism in Eukaryota, Viridiplantae, Streptophyta, Magnoliopsida, Cucurbitales, Cucurbitaceae.
GAGUCCUAUCUGAAAAAUCGUGCUUCUUUCUAUUAUUACCAAUCCGAUGUUUUUGGAUAGAAAGUCUACAUACAGUGGCAGAACAAAAUAAAAAUUGAAGAAAGCAAUCUGGAAUUUUGCUCGUGGAGAGACCAAAAUAUGGCCAUGUGUGUGCAAGACAUAAUCCCAGAAGAGCUGCUCAUCCUAUGGACACGAUUUCUUGUGUUCUUCUUGCCAUGUAUCAUCUUUUCUUCUCUUGAAGCCACGUUUCAUUCUUCCUUCUUCCGUUUUUAAUACCCCAUUUCCCAUUCCAAGUUUCCCACUCCCAAAAAUCUCUUCUUUGUUCUUUUUUUCCCUUCUUUCCUUCCUUAGAAUAUGUUGAAAUCUUCUUCAUCCAACAACAACAAAAGACCCUCUUCAAGAAAGGGUUGUAUGAGAGGCAAAGGAGGCCCUGAAAAUGCUUCUUGUACUUAUAAAGGCGUUCGUCAAAGGACAUGGGGUAAAUGGGUUGCUGAAAUUCGAGAACCAAAUCGUGGAGCUCGUCUUUGGCUUGGUACUUUUGAUACUUCUCAUGAUGCUGCUUUGGCUUAUGAUAAUGCUGCUCGUCGUCUUUAUGGCUCUGAUGCUAAACUCAAUCUCCCUGUUUCUGCUUCCACUUCUUCUUCUUCUGAUAGUGUUGCUGCUAAUGCUAAUGUUAAUGUCAAUGCCAUGGUGGAAGAUGUUGCUUCUUCCUCUGUUUCUAAUGAAAACAGCAGCAACACUGUAUUGCCUAAGAAGAGAUUUAGGGAAGAGGAGGAAGAACAAAUUGGAGGGCUUUGGAGAGCUAUGAGUAUUAGUGUAGAUGAUUCUCUUUGGGUUGAAGCAGCUAUGUCUUUGGAUUUUCCUGUUGUUAUGGAUCAAGGCUGUUUUUCUGCUAAUUUGAUGGAUACAAAUGGAAAUGGUGGAUGGGAUUCACUCCAAUGGUGUUUAUGAAACAAACAACCCCUUCAACACAAGAAAACUAGAAUGAUUUGUAAUUCUAAAGUUGUAUUGUUGUAAUUUUCUCAAGUGGGAUUGUAUUAUAUAGGGUUAGAGGUCUUUCUUCUUCUUCUUCUAUUCUUGUUGGUUUGGGGCUGUUUGGAUUGAAAGCUAUUAUCCUGUAAAUAAAUAUAUAAAAUUAUUGUGUAUUUGGAGAGAUGGGUGUAUACAUAUUGUCAGUUUUUUUUGUUCUGUUUAACUUUUUGAGUAUUUCUUUUUUUAAUGAAAACUUGCGAGUGGGGAGUGUUUUGUUUUCACUCUGAUUGAUGUCAUAAUUUUCUCUACAAAAGUUUGAUUCUAUAUUGCAAGUGG